Molecule: messenger RNA, 962 nt
Organism: Daphnia carinata
Lineage: Eukaryota; Metazoa; Arthropoda; Branchiopoda; Diplostraca; Daphniidae
Exons: 6
Coding region: 137-763 (208 amino acids)
Source: RefSeq, a predicted model, not a curated record
UCUUCGGUCGACAGAUGACGAGUAGGCGGAGCCUGUCCGUUUUCUUAUAAACCACGUGAGAACCGUGGAAUUAUUCUUCAUAUUCACUGCGACAUUCGCAUGAGCCGGAUCUUCUACAUCGAACAGAAAGGAAGAAAUGAAGACGACGGUCGUUACAAUUCCUAUCAUUGUGGUGCUGAUGGCUGGAUUGACCACGGAAUUGCUAGGUCAUCCUGCUCCCGACAAACGCGCCCAACAUCACAAUCAUCGUCACCAACACACCGACCCUAAUAGCGGCAGAGCUUCGCGUCUCCUUUAUUCUCCGAGAUCGCGUUCGCUCAGCAACAAUAACGUGCCCGACAUGCACACUGCCCUUCGCAGAUUGAGAGAAAGUCAACAAAUGGCGGCGUUAACUGAAAGGCAAACGAACUCAGCUGGGAUUGUUAACGAUCAACAACCAAACGAAAUGGAUGGACCCCAUAUGAAUCGAAGUGAAGAAGACGAGAAUUCUCUUAAAGAGUUGUGUCAUGCCAAAAUAUUGCAAAAAUGCGGAUCGGCCGUGAUUGAAGGUUUCGCCGAGAAUGAUUUGCCUUUGAAUCAAAAGUGUCGCAUCCGAGAAAAUUUCCUUCAUUGCGUCAUCAAAAUGAAGAGACACACGUGUCAUAAACGUACCCGAGAAGACCUACUUUUGACCGAUGAAUAUAUUCGAACUCUUCGUCAGCAGAUACUCACGUUACUUUGGUCGGCUCGUGGUUGCGUCUUGGGCAUUGAAGCACCCAAGUAGCCUAUUACGUCUAACGUACAGUUUAUCCCAUGACAAAGUCCAAUUUUUUUAUUCUUUAUUUAUCUUUACAACUUACAUGCUUAAUCUCAUUUGAUUGACGGCACUAUUCCUCGCGUGGUCGUCCCAUUCAUGAAUGUCUUUAACUGCAACAUUACAAUUGUUCCGAUGUAUCUGAUUAUGUUCAUGUAAUUGGUUCAAC